This is a messenger RNA of Striga hermonthica, 429 nucleotides long. Lineage: Eukaryota; Viridiplantae; Streptophyta; Magnoliopsida; Lamiales; Orobanchaceae. The record is from the annotation of a GenBank genome assembly.
AUGGCGACGGUGCCAGGGCAGCUCAUAUGGGAGAUCGUGAGGAAGAACAAUUCGUUUUUGGUGAAGCAGUUUGGUAAUGGAACUGCCAGCGUCAAGUUCAGCAAGGAGCCCAACAAUCUCUACAAUGUGCACUCCUUCAAGUACUCAGGGCUGGCAAACAAGAAAACGGUGACCAUUCAACCUGGCAAGGACCAGUCCGUGCUUCUUGCAACAACGAAGACAAAGAAGCAGAACAAGCCCGCCAAUAUGCUUAACAAGUCCGUCAUGAAGAAGGAAUUUCAGCGCAUGGCCAAGGCCGUUGAGAACCAGGUGGCAGAUAACAACUACAGGCCCGAUUUGAAGAAGGCAGCCCUUGCCAGAUUGAGUGCAGUCAACCGAAGCCUCAAGGUUGCCAAGUCUGGUGUCAAGAAGAGGAACAGACAGGCUUAA